Messenger RNA from Candidula unifasciata, 1259 nucleotides. The record is from the annotation of a GenBank genome assembly. NCBI's taxonomy places the organism in Eukaryota, Metazoa, Mollusca, Gastropoda, Stylommatophora, Geomitridae.
GUUUCAUACAGUAUGUGGUCAGUCCAUUGUUCAAAGCUUGGGACAGGUUUUUGGGAACCGAUUUGUCUGCCCAGAUGAUCUCCCAUUUGCUUCACAAUCAGUCUCAAUGGAAGAACAUCAUGGAAAGUGGACAGGAAAUCUCAGAUGUAGAUUCAGAAUUUGGCGUUCAGUUUGAGGAGAUCCAAAAAGAGGCUAAAGACAGUGAAGUGAACUUGGUGGACACAACGAUGACCACUAGAACUAUUGAAGUGGUGGACAGCAUGGAUGUUGGUGAUUCCCAAAUCAUUCAGGUUGAAGACUCACAAAGACAUGCCGACAUGGAAGAUGAGGAGGGAAAAGAUGAAGAGGAUGAUGUUGUAGAGAAUGAUGUCAACCUUGUGUACCACUACCAGAAUGAAUCGGAAGAGAGUUGCCGAUGCCUGAGCCCUGUCAGCGAAGAUAGUGAACACAGCAUACCAUCUAUAGGCAGCAAUAGAAGGUAUAGUUUGCCUCCUGCCAUGCGCAAGGAUCUCAGCUUCUACUUGGGUCUCAGAAAAGAUGCUAGUAUUAUCCCUAUCCAGCAGCAUCGGCGGCAGAGUUUGCCCACAAGUGUGAUGUUCUUCCACAGCAGGAACACUAUUCCCAGUCCUCGCAGUCUGUCCAUGGACACACUGCUGGCUCGUCCAAAAAUCUGCAGCCUGAGUCCAACUUUAGAAAUGAACUUUAUGGGUAGCAACCUGGACUCCUCUAGCUUUAUUCCACUAAAAAACCAAAGCUUCAUGCUCCAGGGCGGUUCCUUGACCAGAUUUGUCAGCAAUCCAACAUCCCGCAGAGCCAGCUGUGGGCCAUCCUUUUCUGAACACUGCAUGUUAAAUUCACAAUCAUUUGCGCCAUCAGACAUUUUUACUCCUUCCUUCAGGAAUCCAAAAACAACUCAAAAACAGUCGUUGGUCAGAUUGGCAUCAAGCUGGCCCUCCUUGGCACGACAGAACAUAACGAAUGGCUCACCUCAUAAUUACACAGUACCCUCCAUGUCAUCCUCACAGACUGAAAGCAACAAAUCCAGUACAAGUUCCCCUUGCGAUGAAUAUUGCCAGUCCCGUUAUGAAUCUAACUUAUCCCAAGAACUCAAUCUUGAGGAUCUGGACAAUGUUCAACAGUCUUCAUCCAGUAACAUCAGUCCCAACAACCCUGAACACCAUGAAACCAGCUACCCUCAUUGUCUUUCAUUGUCUGAUAUUUCAUCUCAUGAUGGGCAUAAUCUACCAAGACCACAAUAG